ACUUGCCAACCGCCAUAAAAAAACAGAAGGAGGAAAAGCGGAAGGCAACCUCUCGUUACCACUGUUUUUUUUUUUUGGUGUGCUCGUGCUGUCCAAAAUAUCAAAAAUGUUGAAAGAUUUCGUGAAAGAGCGUCUUCUUGCGGCCGCCGAUGAAAUCUUCGAAAUGUUUGAGCGAACGAUGGCGUCGUACGAGGAGCAACUUUGCCGAGCCAGAGAAGAGACGGAGCGGAAUCGACGAAAGCUCGAAGCUGUUUACAAGACUCAAAUUGUCAUACGCAUGGACGAUGUCCGGAGGGUGAUUGCUCAUCAGGCGGAACUUCCCGCUCAGCUUCAAGAGCAUCCGCAGCCCCCCCGGCAGGACGACGAGGAGGAGGCCGCCGUGAACGCGUCGCCACCGAACAACGGCAAACCCGCGGAGGAGUGUAAAGAGGAACCGGCCGAGCUUCCGAACCGCAGUGCCAGCGAAGACCGGCCUGGCGAAGGGGAGCCGGAAGGCCUCCAAGCUCCACUCGUACAAAUCGAAAACAUCCAAGGAGAAGGCGAAGGUGAAGGAGAAGCUGCAAAGUGCUCUCAGAAGAGGACGACGGCGCCUCCCGGCAAAAAGAAAAGCUCUCAACCGCGCAAGAGGCGCCGCCGGGUCAGAGAGAGAAAAAAAUACAGCUGCCCAAUUUGUCACAAAGGAUUUGACCGAGGCGAGGCCAGACACAUGAGAACGCACACCGGGGAAAAACCCUUCCGGUGUUCCGUUUGUGACAAAGCGUUCUCUCAAAAGACGCACCUGAAAAGGCACACCUGGACCCACACGGGGGAAAAACCCUUUGGCUGUUCGCAAUGCGGUAAACAUUUCAUUGACAAGUCCAAGUUGGGAAGGCACAUGAGGACACACGCCGGAGAAAAGCCUUUUCGUUGUCUCGCGUGCGGUCAAAGCUUUGCUCGCAGCAACCGGUUGGCGGUACACAUGCACGCCCAUCAUCGGUGACGACAAAUGAUGAUGUGGGAGGUCUGAGGCCCUUUAGCUGCUGGGACGUAGCGGAUGGGGUCCCCCGCGCCGUUUUUGGGGCUACGCAUUCCGUCCAUGUUUACUACAGAAUUUAUAGGGGCCAAAUUUGACCCCGCGGGUUCUCCGGGGUUCACAUUUGCGUCUUAGUUUGUUGGGGUUAGUUUGAUUUUGUGAACCCAAUGUAUUAUUUUUUUUUCACUUUGAGUGAUGAGGGCAGUCUUUUGUAAUCCCUCAUAACCUUGCUUUGGAUUUAGAUGUUUGGAAGAACAAUUGCUGUGAAAACCUUUGUCGUACUCCACGGGUGCUCCUUUUCCUUGAGUCUCGAGUCGGGACCGACUUGGCUGUUGCUGUCGAUCGUUUGUCAACAGGAAAGAACUCUCAAGCAGGCAACACUUUGGGGAUUUUUGGUCUUAUAUUUGAAACGGUUUUUUUUCUUCACACAUUUACAGACGUCAACAGAAUUGAACGAUGCAUUUCCAAAAAAAAAAUUAAAAAAAAUUUCGGGCCAUUUCAUUACUAGUCGUUGUGUUUCGAAUAUUCAUUGAGUUAUCGCGGUGCAUUGUGGGUAGCGGACGCCAUGUUUCAGCAGACGAGUCAUUCCAGAAAGCCCGACCGUGGUCGUUGCAUUUGAGUUCUAUUCCUUUCCUUUCGUUUCACCCUCGAAAGCAAAUGUCUGUAAGUCUGCUCGUGUUCAGCAUGAUUUAGAAAUGUGUUUCGGAUUUGCCUCAAUUGUUGUCAUUGGAAACUCGCUAGUUCAGUAGUAGUACUGCUAACGACGUAGCGACGAUGCUAAAUCGGUGCUAACAAGCUAAUUAGCAGGCGGAAACGCAUUGUUUGUCACACUUUGAGCCGCAUUUAUGUCCUUUGUUAAACACCUGACGAUGUGUGUUGCAUUUAUGUAUACAAUAUUAAUAUUGUAUACAUAAAUAUAUAAUAUAUAUAUUGUAUAAUGGUAUACAAUAUUCAUGUGUUAAAUCUGUUCAUUUUCAGUUUCACUCUACAAUUCCUUGAGCUGAUGUCAACAGUUGUUCACUGUACGCCGUCAAGAAGACCGCAAUAAAGGAGCAAGACGCUCACUUUCCUGGCUCACGAA
Hippocampus zosterae (dwarf seahorse) is the source of this 2093-nucleotide messenger RNA. Its product is annotated as zinc finger protein 18-like. Gene Ontology annotation, biological process: regulation of transcription by RNA polymerase II. NCBI's taxonomy places the organism in Eukaryota, Metazoa, Chordata, Actinopteri, Syngnathiformes, Syngnathidae. Gene Ontology annotation, molecular function: RNA polymerase II cis-regulatory region sequence-specific DNA binding; DNA-binding transcription factor activity, RNA polymerase II-specific. The record is from RefSeq and is a predicted model, not a curated record. The coding region runs from base 107 to 979 and encodes 290 amino acids. The transcript has 2 exons.